UUUUCCAUUUGACAUGAUGACAUGUGAGGUUGUUGUUUACUUUAGUCAUUUAUUUUAAUGCUACAUUUGUCAAGAUUCUUCAUUAAUAAUUUCUCGUAACAAUAUUAUUGCUAUGUGUGAUAUCGAUAAUAAGUAAAAAAAAUAAUAAAUAGAGUAUUUUCGUAAACAAUCAUCAUGGUAGAAGAGGUCGUAAGUCCCUGUAACAAAUCCAAGAAUAAAACAGCAAGACCCAGACCAGUCUAUUUGUGGAAUGUACUGGAUGUACAAAAAUGGUUAAGACGACACUGCAGCGAUUAUUAUCAGCUUUAUCAUGAAAAAUUUUUAUACCAUGACAUUACUGGACGCGUCCUCUUGAGAAUAAACGAGAACAUUCUACUUCGUCUUGGUAUCGACAAUGAGGAACAUCGGAUGGAUAUUUGUCGAGAAAUAAUGAAACUUCAUUUAAAAACUGAUAUUUUAGAAAUACGCGAUAUUGAACGGCGAAACAAUUAUGAUUAAUUAGCUGAUUUGUUUAUGAGAUAGCCAGGUAUAUUUCCAUUAAUUAAAAUAAGUUUUUGUUUAUAGUUAUUUUUAUUAGUGUACAAAUACAGAAAAUUUUAAUAUUUUUA
Molecule: messenger RNA, 608 nt
Organism: Cotesia glomerata
Lineage: Eukaryota; Metazoa; Arthropoda; Insecta; Hymenoptera; Braconidae
Gene: ave
Product: protein aveugle
Exons: 3
Coding region: 175-498 (107 amino acids)
Biological process (GO): cell surface receptor protein tyrosine kinase signaling pathway
Cellular component (GO): cytoplasmic side of plasma membrane
Molecular function (GO): protein binding
Source: RefSeq, a predicted model, not a curated record